Messenger RNA from Opisthorchis viverrini, 210 nucleotides. RefSeq lists its product as hypothetical. The record is from RefSeq and is a predicted model, not a curated record. NCBI's taxonomy places the organism in Eukaryota, Metazoa, Platyhelminthes, Trematoda, Opisthorchiida, Opisthorchiidae. The transcript has 2 exons. The coding region runs from base 1 to 210 and encodes 69 amino acids.
AUGAACGCUACUGGUCGUCACGAGAAUGCACAGCUGAGCCAACAAAAUGACUGUGGGAGGCAGACAUAUCAUGAAAAUUUCGUCAACCAAAUCGCCAAUAGCAUCACAGAAUUCCAUUAUGACCUUGAUGCUGGUCGAACCUUCGAUUCGUGGUUCAGACGUUACGAAGAUAUUUUCGCAGUCGAACUGAAGAACAAGAGUGAUGCCUAG